AGCACUCUGCUGUAGAGAGAAUUGUCCUUCAUCUAGCUAGCAGUUUCUGUGUAAGAAAGAUUUUAUCCCACUGAGGAUACAUUUAUUGAGCUACACAAGUCAUUCAUGUGUUGCAUACAUAGCCUUCUGGCUCUUACAUGCAGUGAUGUCAUAUCUACUCCAGUAACGAUCCUUGUGUAAACGCUGCAUAGAAAUCUAGAAUCAGACCUAAACACUCAGAUUAUCAGCAGCUGUAGAUUUAAAGCAGUUCCUGCAUUCACGACCAGCCUGUUUAGUGUGUCAGGUUAUAGGGAAGCGAAGCUACCGGCAGAACAGGACGUGCCAGUUUUUCGCAGUGUUAAACCAUGCAAUUUGCUUAAUGUGAUCUGUAAUGUUUCCAAUUACACACACUAUACAAGCCUCUUGUACUCUAAAUGCAGUAAGCUGUUUUGGUCUGGCUGUUUCAGCUGCAGGAUGCACUACAGAUCCAGAAAAGUACAUUUCAAAAGGAGAUAUAUUACUUUUGGAUGCAUUUCAUUUUUCUUCACAAUGGUCUUCAUAUACAUUAAUCUGGAUUGUGACAUGGAAGCUGUCAAUGACUCUGAUGAUAGAAAGGUUACAUACUGCUGGAAUCGUUACUACCAGGCUUUAAACCUCUCAGCCAGUCAGGGGAAGAACUGCUCCAAAAUUAUCCUGGGUGACUGGAAUGAGGUAAGAAAAACUAUGUUGGACAACUUAAUUGUUCGAAAUAAAAAAAUUCUUACCACAGAGACAGAGUAUUUAGAAGUCACCAAAGACUGCACAGAGUUUAAAAAGCUGAGAAAGUAUGUUCUGCUUAGUCUCAGUAAGGAGGAAAGAAAUUUCCCCAUUGCCUACUCCAUGGUGGUUCAUGAGAAUAUUGAGAUGUUUGAAAGGCUUUUAAGAUCGAUCUAUGCACCUCAGAACAUUUACUGUGUACAUGUUGAUCUGAAAUCUCCAGAGACUUUUCAUAAGGCAGUGAGAGCUAUAGCUUCCUGCUUUCCCAAUGUGUUUGUGGCAUCUAAACUGGUGUCUGUGGUCUAUGCCUCGUGGUCCCGUGUCCAGGCUGAUCUAAACUGCAUGGAGGACUUGGUGAAAAGCAAUGUCAGCUGGAAGUAUCUUAUAAACACCUGUGGCUCAGACUUCCCACUGAAGACAAAUGCUGAAAUUGUAAAUGCAUUAAAGUUUUUAAAUGGCAAAAAUAGUAUGGAGUCUGAGCCACCUCCACAAUUUAAAAAGAAACGAUGGGAAUACCACUACGACAUUAAGGACUAUGUAGUAAGGACAGAUAUCAAGAAAAAGCCACCACCCUUUAAUAUUCCCAUUUAUAGUGGCAGUGCAUAUAUUGUGGUCAGCAGAGAUUUUGUGACAUCUUUGUUUGAAAACUCCAUAGCAAAACAAUUGCUAGACUGGGCCAAGGACACAUAUAGCCCUGAUGAAUAUCUCUGGGCUACACUGCAAAGAGUACCUGGGAUGCCGGGUUCUGUGCCCAAGCACAUCAAAUAUGACCUGUCCGACAUGAAUGCAUUGGCCCGGCUGGUAAAGUGGCAAGGUAUGGAAGGAGACCCUGAGCGUGGAGCCCCUUAUACUACAUGUACUGGAAAGUACAGAAGACUAGUGUGUGUAUAUGGAUCUGGGGAUUUGCACUGGAUGCUCCAGCAACAUCACCUCUUUGCGAAUAAGUUUGAUCCAACAGUAGACGAUCAUGCCAUCCAAUGUCUGGAAGAGUAUCUUAGAUAUAAGUCAUUUUAUGGGAACAUUAUGUGAAAAAUAUUCUAUUUAUUAUAGACAUUGAAUAUCCCACAGAGAUGCUAAGUGAUGUGUUAACGUCUGUUAUUUAAGUUGAGCUUUUUAUAUAUAUAUAUAUAUAUAUAUAUAUAUAUAUAUAUAUAUAUAUAUAUAUAUAUAUAUAUAUAUAUUAAACCUAUUAAUUUACAUAGUGAACAUUACAAAGAUUUUCCAUGUCUCUUUAAUAGCUCUUUAAAGAAUGCUGUAAAAUAUAAAAGUAUUUCAAUUCCAACUCUAA
Messenger RNA from Pseudophryne corroboree (corroboree frog), 2023 nucleotides. RefSeq names its product glucosaminyl (N-acetyl) transferase 3, mucin type (gene GCNT3). The record is from RefSeq and is a predicted model, not a curated record. Gene Ontology annotation, molecular function: acetylglucosaminyltransferase activity. NCBI's taxonomy places the organism in Eukaryota, Metazoa, Chordata, Amphibia, Anura, Myobatrachidae. Gene Ontology annotation, cellular component: membrane. The transcript has a single exon. The coding region runs from base 454 to 1764 and encodes 436 amino acids.